This is a messenger RNA of Acyrthosiphon pisum (pea aphid), 2433 nucleotides long. Its product is annotated as dynein heavy chain 6, axonemal-like. Gene Ontology annotation, biological process: microtubule-based movement. The transcript has 7 exons. The coding region runs from base 1 to 2433 and encodes 810 amino acids. Lineage: Eukaryota; Metazoa; Arthropoda; Insecta; Hemiptera; Aphididae. The record is from RefSeq and is a predicted model, not a curated record. Gene Ontology annotation, molecular function: ATP binding; dynein light intermediate chain binding; dynein intermediate chain binding. Gene Ontology annotation, cellular component: dynein complex.
AUGUUGGGAAUGUUUCAUUUAAAAUUACAUAUUUUAAAAAAUGUUGCUAAACCGACCUGCGAAUAUUUAUUAGAGCUAGUGGAAAAAACGCUUGUAAAAGCGGGAAAACGGUUGGUGAAUGAACUGUCAAACGAGAUAAAUGAUUCGCUCAAGUACCUCCACACUUCACCAUCUACUGCUGCACAAUACGUAGAUUAUAAAAAGUUCCUGGAACAUUUUUCCAUGAGGUUGGACGAGAUAGAUAAAAAUCAAAAUUAUAUUAGAGAACUUUAUGACUUGGCUGAAAAAUUUGAAGUACUCGUUCCUGAUGAGGAUAUCGACAAUUAUGAUAAAUUUGCAGACGCGCUAACUACUUUACACACAACUUUUGAAGACAUUAACAAUGAACAAGACAAACUAAUCGGAGAAUUCGUCAAAAAAAUUGAAAUUCAUAUAACGGACAUGAUUCAAGAUGUGGAACAAAUAAAUUCUGAGGCCAAUGAAUCAUGGUUAACUGAUAUUAACAGUAAUAAAGAAGAAGUAAAAUUGUCAUUAUCGAAGCUCAAUAACCGAUUAGUAGAACGCCAAGAAGAAUCGAAUUUGUAUAAGUCUUACCAAGGUUUCUUUCUAGUAGAAAUGACCAAGUUUGAUAUUCUAAGCGAUGCAAGUGAAGCUGUAGGACUCAGAAUCUUGCUGUGGGAUAGUUUGGACGAAUGGGAAAAAAAAAUGUCUAUUUGGGAAGAAGAUAAUUUUCAUAAUUUAGAAGUAGAACAAAUGAACACAUUCUUAGCAGUAAAUUUAAAUUACGUAAUGCAAUUUAAAAAAAGUAUUCCUGCAUGCAAGCUUGUUGAUCUUAUUGACCAAAAAGUACAGUCAUUCAAACAAAAAAUGUCGAUCAUAACAAUGUUAAGAAAUCCAAAUCUGAAGGACCAUCAUUGGAUUAAAAUCGAGCAGAUCCUUGGGACGAAAUUUCCGACAAAUCAAUAUCUUACUCUUAUUAUGCUCGAAAAAUUAGGUGCUUUCAAAUAUGGUUCUGAAAUAAUAGAUGUUUCAAUGCAAGCAAGUUCUGAAGCUACUUUAGAGGCGAUAUUGAAGAAAGUUGAAGAUUCUUGGAAAGCUGUAAAUUUGAUUAUACUUCCCUACAAAAAUACUGAUGAUCUUUUUAUACUCGGAUCAUUGGAGGAAGUUCAAUUAACAUUAGAAGAAGCAAAUAUAAACUUAAAUACUCUCAUUUCAUCAAAACACAUAGCGAUGAUUAAAUCAAAAGUUGAAGAAUGGAUAAAUUCUAUGGCCAUUAUGAAUGACAUUCUAACGGAAUGGAUGUUGUGUCAGAAUAAUUGGAUUCAUUUGGAAUUGAUAUUCGCUGCACCGGACAUACAACGACAACUUCCGAAUGAAGCUAAAUUGUUUAAUCAAGUAAACAAUUCAUGGAAGAGCAUGAUGCAAAAGGUUGUAAAAAAUUCUUUAGCAAUAAGCACAUGCACUGAAACCGACCUAUUGAAAACUCUUAUAAAAAACAACCAACAAUUAGAACAAAUAAUGUUAUAUUUAGAAGCAUAUUUAGAAUCAAAAAGAGUCGUCUUCCCGCGGUUCAAUUUCUUAGCGAACGAUGAGCUUUUAGAAUUAAUUGCUCAAGCUCGAAAUCCUAGAGCUGUACAACCGUACAUGAACAAAUGUUUUGAUGCUAUUUGGCGAAUUCGAUUUAAAAACGACGAUGAAGAAGGAAAACCACUACAAUCGGUAAUAGAUGGAAAGUAUAAUACACCUACAGACGUUAUCGCUAUGAUAUCUCCAGAAAGAGAGAUCGUAAAAUUCGUGUCACCAAUUAAAGCCACCGGGAACAUUGAAUUUUGGCUAUCUAGGGUAGAAAAGGAAAUGAUAAAUACACUACGAUCGCUCAUGACCAUAGCCAUUGAAGAUUAUGACGAAAUUCCUAGAGAAAAAUGGGUGUUACUACACGCUGACCAGGACCUGAAUGAUUUAUCAAUAAUGGUUCGACAAGGACGUUUGACCAAACUCCAAUGUUCCGGAGUACGAGCAUUGAUCACUGUCGAUGUUCACGCAAGGGAUAUUAUAUCUUCUAUGGUCGUCCGCAAAAUUAAUAGCGAGGAGCACUUCGAAUGGUUGAAACAACUUCGUUACUAUUGCGAUACGAUAGACGGCUGUGUCGCGUACUCGGCCAAUGCUCGUUGGUUGUAUGCUUUCGAAUACCUAGGUUCAUCUCCUCGAUUAGUGAUAACGCCGUUAACUGACCGAUGCUACCUAUGCUUGAUGAUUGCGCUUCAGUUAUGUUUAGGAAGUGCAUUAUCUGGACCCUCAGCCACAGGAAAAACUGAAACGGUCAAGGAUCUCGCGAAAGCGUUAGCUACACAAUGUGUCGUAUUCAACUGUUCUGAUGGAUUGAAUUAUAAGGUGCAGAGUCACGUCGGAUGUACAACGACUACAUUCAUGUGA